This is a messenger RNA of Ilex paraguariensis (yerba mate), 3046 nucleotides long. NCBI's taxonomy places the organism in Eukaryota, Viridiplantae, Streptophyta, Magnoliopsida, Aquifoliales, Aquifoliaceae. The record is from the annotation of a GenBank genome assembly.
GACUUCACCAUCCAUCUCUGGCUCUCUUCGUUCCUUCCUUCGCUAUAUUCAUCAACAUAUCGCCCACUUGGUUCUUGGCUUCGGCAGGUCAGGUUCCCAUCCCUUUCUUCACAUCGCACUGUACUCUAAAGUCUGUCACCCACUGUCCCAAUCUUCCUAAAAAGAUCCCACUGCUUACAAAUCUACUCUAUUAAUGCCUGUGUGAGCGAUUAUUCUGAUUCAAUGUUAUGAAAAUCAGCUUAUGAAGAAACCCUAGAAGAUUAUGUCGAAGCUAUGGAGACUGGAGAGGUUUUCUUUGUUGCGUCUUGGGUCGCCACUCGGCUAUCUUGGAUUUUCGUUGAAGCCUUAUUGUUGCGAUGCUAUGGAUUUUCGUUGAAGCCUUGAAUUUUGCUUAUAAUCUAUUAUUAGUCAUUGUCAGCCCUUUCUUCAAGUUAGCUAUCUGAGAUUCUGGAUGGAAGACAUUUCUCUUAACAGUGAAGAAGUAACUGUAGGUCAAGGCAGUGAGGCUUUCCAAGAGAGACAUGAUCAGAAAACAGAUUUGGACAGUCAAAAUGGUGUUCUUGAGGGAAGAAAGGAAUUCGUAGCUCCUGCUAUGGGAAUGGAGUUUGAAUCAUACGAAGAUGCUUACAACUACUACAAUUGUUAUGCCAGAGAGAUGGGGUUUUGUGUAAGGGUGAAAAAUUCGUGGUUCAAACGAAGUAGUAGAGAGAAGUAUGGUGCAGUACUUUGUUGCAGCAGCCAGGGUUUUAAAAGAAUAAAAGAUGUAAACCGUCUACGGAAGGAAACCAGAACUGGUUGUCCUGCAAUGAUAAGGAUGCGUUUAGUGGACUCUAGAAGGUGGAGGGUACUUGAAGUUACCCUUGAACACAACCACUUGUUGAGUGCAAGAACUUACAAGUCAAUCAAGAAGAUGAGCACUGGAACCAAAAGGAAGUUACAGCCAAACUCUGAUGUUGAAGCACGAACAAUCAAGUUGUACCGGGCACUUGUGAUUGAUGCAGGAGGUAAUGGGAACUCAAAUGCAUGUGCAAGAGAAGCCAGAAGUUCUUCUGAUCAUUCAGAUCGGUUGAACUUAAAAAAAGGUGAUACACAAGCCAUUUAUAACUAUCUUUGUCGUAUGCAAUUGACUAACCCAAAUUUCUUUUACUUGAUGGAUAUUAACGAUGAAGGAUGUGUGAGGAAUGCGUUCUGGGUAGAUGCCCGGUCUAGGGCUGCAUGUGGUUACUUCAGUGACGUAGUUUAUUUUGACAACACAUAUUUGUCGAACAAAUAUGAGAUGCCUCUUGUGGCAUUUGUGGGAAUAAAUCACCAUGGCCAAUCUGUGUUGCUAGGUUGUGGCCUUCUUGCAGGGGAGACCACAGAGUCUUAUGUUUGGCUAUUCAAAGCCUGGCUUACGAGCAUGUCAGAACGCUCUCCACAAACCAUUAUUACAGACAGAUGCAAGAUUUUGCAGAUUGCAAUUGCAGAGGUAUUUCCAAGAUCUCAUCAUCGUUUUGGUUUGUCGCACAUUAUGAAAAGAGUUCCAGAGAAAUUGGGGGGGCUGCGCAACUAUGAUGCUAUCAAAAAGGCAUUGGUUAAAGCAGUUUAUGAGUCUUUAAAACCAUUUGACUUUGAAGCGGCAUGGGGAUUUAUGAUCCAGCACUUUGGAAUUACUGAUCAUGAGUGGCUUCGGUCUUUGUAUGAUGAUCGAACUCGAUGGGCUCCAGUUUAUUUAAAGGAAACUUUCUUUGCGGGAUUGGCUGCUGCACGGCCUGGUGAGACCUUGAAUGCAAUUUUUGAUAGAUAUGUGCACAAGCAAACUCCCUUGAAAGAAUUUCUUGAUAAAUAUGAAUUAGCCCUACAAAAGAAGCACAAGGAAGAAGCACUAGCAGACAUGGGGUCGAGGAAUUCAACUCCCACAUUGAAAACAAGAUGUCCUUUUGAGUUGCAGCUGUCUAAAGUGUAUACUAGGGAAAUAUUUAAUAAAUUUCAAUUGGAGGUUGAGGAGAUGUAUUCUUGUUUCAGUACUACACAGUUACACAUUGAUGGGCCAAUUAUAAUAUUCUUGGUCAAGGAGCGUGUUUUGUGUGAGGGAAAUAGGAGAGAGAUUAGGGAUUAUGAAGUUCUGUACAAUAGAGCAGCAGCUGAAGUUCGUUGCAUUUGCAGCUGUUUUAACUUCUAUGGUUAUCUAUGCCGACAUGCUUUAUGUGUGCUUAACUUCAAUGGGGUGGAGGAGAUCCCUUCUAAGUAUAUUUUAUCAAGAUGGAAAAAGGAUUUCAAGCGUUUAUAUAUUCCUGACAAUGGCUCCAAUAAUGUUGAUGUUACUGAACGGAUUCAGUGGUUUAGUCAGUUACACAGAAGUGCCUUGCAAGUUGUUGAGGAGGGGGUGAUUUCUCUAGACCAUUACAAGGUUACAUUGCAAGCUUUUGAAGAAUCACUGAACAGAGUUCAUGAUGUUGAAGGAAAACAUGAAUAAGAUCUUCUGUAACCUAAACCUGUCAAACGUCCUUUCCACCCUUAUCGCUUCAACCUGUGAUUGUGCAUAAUGUAUGUUCCCAACAGCAAUUUGUAACAGAGUUAGCAAUAUGAAGAGAAGACUAUUUCAAUUGAUUAUUUUUUGUCGUAGGUUGUGCGCGUAAAAUACUAUUUUGCAGAUUCAAGGUGAAGACAGGCUGUUAGUAGUAGGUUCUGUUUCUGAGGGAACAAAAAGCUUUCCUGACUUGAUGCCUUCAAACCAGAAGUGCUUUGACAUUGGCAGUCAGCAAAGACCUGUGAGGAAAACCUAUAUUGUCAGAGAUGGGUUGGUUAAUGUUAACAAGGUUUAGUUGUUCUGCAAUAUUUGGGGAUGUGAUGAUUGAUGUAUAUAGCUUCAGCAAGGUUCAAGAAUCAAAAUCCUCUCUGCGGAGAGACUUGUUGAUUUGAUCGAGAAUGUUAUGGUGGGCGGUGAAGCCAUCAUGUUAUUGGAAAAAGGGGGUGAAUUUAGUUUAACAAUCCAUUUGAAAGUUGUAUCAAAUAAAGUAUAUAUGUCGAUUUUCUUGAACUUUGGCUCUUGCUGCGGAAUAAAGUG